Rhopalosiphum padi (bird cherry-oat aphid) is the source of this 731-nucleotide messenger RNA. RefSeq lists its product as uncharacterized. The coding region runs from base 105 to 701 and encodes 198 amino acids. Gene Ontology annotation, molecular function: protein dimerization activity. NCBI's taxonomy places the organism in Eukaryota, Metazoa, Arthropoda, Insecta, Hemiptera, Aphididae. The transcript has a single exon. The record is from RefSeq and is a predicted model, not a curated record.
AUUAUAUUCAAGACUUACGAAAUAGUUUUGCAUUCUAUGAAAAAUUGGGUAAAGAAAAAUCUGGUGUAGAUCAAUACAAAAUUGAACGAAAAAGAAAAAGGAAAAUGCCUUAUGGAGAGUCAAAUCAAAAUAAUUCAACAUUUCAACAAAGCGACUCAUUUAGAGUAAAUACUUUUACAGUUAUAUUAGAUUCAUUACUUACAGAGCUAAACAAAAGAAAGAGUGCUUAUGAUAAAGUUAAUAUAAAAUUUGGUUUUUUAUUUAAUCUUACUAAGUUGCCACUAUCCAAGGUAAGAGAACAAGCGAUACAACUACAAUUAGAAUAUCCAGAAGACCUAGGUUCAUCAUUCUCUAAUGAAUGUAUUCAUUUUCGUAGUCAUUUAUUUGGAUUAGAAGAUAAUAAUUUGCCAUUAACUGUUUUAGAUUUGUACAAAAUAUUUAAAGAUCCUAAUAUUUCUAGUUUGUAUCCAUACAUUGAAAUAGCAUUACGAAUGUAUUUAUGCAGUCCGGUAUCAAAUUGUUCAGCAGAACGAUCCUUUAGUGCACUAAAAAGAAUAAAAUCCUACUUAAGAUCAACUAUUGAUAAUGACAGACUUAAUUCAUUGGCUAUACUGAGUAUAGAAUCAGAAAUUACCAGUUCUCUUAAAUAUAAAAAAGUAAUUGAAGAAUUUUCUUUACAAAAGGCCCAUCGUAAAAUCUAAAUAUGUAAUCAUAAUUUAAUAUUUUGUUUA